Pseudogymnoascus destructans is the source of this 4670-nucleotide messenger RNA. RefSeq lists its product as uncharacterized. The transcript is spliced from 2 exons. NCBI's taxonomy places the organism in Eukaryota, Fungi, Ascomycota, Leotiomycetes, Thelebolales, Thelebolaceae. The record is from RefSeq and is a predicted model, not a curated record. Gene Ontology annotation, biological process: regulation of GTPase activity. Bases 495 to 4364 code for a protein of 1289 amino acids.
GUCGAGUACGGUACAUCAACCGCCGCAAUAAUACUCUACGAUUCCAUGAGGAGACGACGAUUUACACAUACUAAAUCAUACGCUGCAAUCCUUUAACAGACCGAACAAAUCUCAGGAUCCAUUGCAAGGCCAGGAAGCCCGUUCCUGCGCUAUCUGUUGCGACUCUGAUCGCGAGACGUCAGGCACCCGCUCAUGCUCAGGUAUGAUGACGAGCUCCUCACAAUUGCGACAGAUCAGGGAAGACAGAAGGCACUGCUGCCACAGGGCGACUGGUUAUAACGAACGAUACACGCCGUCCUACUCUUGUGGUAAAACAUUGGGAAAGGGUUCUUGCACACCGCGCAACCACAGCGCCCACGUUUCCGAGGCCAUUGCCACUCCUACAAUACCCACCAGGCGCACACUGCUACACCACGUACACAUGAACGUCCGCUAGCCUGACCAGCUCCACCCCCCGAUAAAGACUGCGCGCGCAGCGCAUCCUAUAUCCGGCUAUGGACAAGGCGGCUCAGCAUGACGGCCAAGCAGCAGGUGGCGCCGUGCCACCGCCUGCGCCUGGAGACAACCUACUACAGCAAAUGCAGGAGGCCGGGACCGCGUCCGCCGCUUCGGAGGCGCCGCCGCGCCGCAAAGAUGACAGCAUCAGGGUGGUUACGCCAGAACCGACACUUCCUCCCGGUGGUGGAACAGGGGCAGGGCCGUCUGACGUGGACGUGGCGUCACAAGCCUCGCCGCGCUCUAUACUGGGAUUGGAGAAGCCGUGGGAGCGUCGGCGCGGGCUCGUCUUUGAGGAUGCGUUUGACACGGGCGAAUCAAGCGGCCAGCAGCAGAACAAGUCGAAUGAGAGCGACGUAGACGAUGUGUCGAAUCUGCCAAGGACGCGGCCGAGGAACCGGACAAUUGAUGGGGCACAGCAGCAGAGGCGCCCCUCGGGGCAGCUGCCGAUGAGGCGACAUCGAACAGGGUCGAACUACUCGGGAUUGAGCAGCUCGGAGGAAAAUAUACCGAAGGAGGACCCGAAAUAUGUAGCUCACGCUCCGACUGCGUUCCGCUCUACACAGUCGCAACGAGCAGAGUCUGUUAAGAAGAAGCCUCUUCUUAACAGGCAGCCGAAUACAAGUUCGCGGUCAGGUUCUCCGAUUCCAUUUCCGGCGUAUGUCGAUACGCUGCCUGUGCCGAUCGCCACUCGCGAUGCUAUUAAGGUUCUCAAACUCAUGAAUGGUCUCAAUGGGCGCAUGAAGGGGGAGGUCGAAUACCAGACCUCGGGACAUGGUUCAUGGGCUAGGGGAGUUUGUUACAUUGAUGAUAAGGGAACUUUUCUAUUUGAGGGCACUGAAGAUGGGCCCAAUCACCAGACCAUUGUCCCAGACUUGAGGGGGUGCCGUAUGAAGCCACCAAUAGAAGAAAAUGAGGAGAAUAUCCUUGACGUUAGUAUCGCGUCUGGAAUGCGGCUACGGCUGCGGCCACUUGAUACCUCGCAGUAUGAGUAUUGGCUGGCAGCAUUAUUAUCGUGGCAGCAGAAUCAAGAUGGGUCAAGCGCCUCUAGUUCUGAGGCAGGGGAGCUGAGAUCACUUAGUCGGCGGCCCAGCUUCAGUCAGGCCAAGGACAUCAAUAUCAUCAAGGUUGGAAGGGUGUUCUUGUGGGAUAAAGGCGCGUGUCAGGCAGCUGCAACAGCUGCUGGGGGGCGUCAGCGCAGCGAUCGAGCGUGGCGGCUAGUCUCAUGCAUAUUACAGGAUAAUGGCGAGUUGAAGCUCAUGACAGAAAAUGACGUCUCACUUCUGGCUACGAUUCAGCUGUCACAGUUGUCAAGAUGUGGCAUUCAGGAGCUGGAUAAGACGGUUUUAAACCAGGAAUACUGCGUUGCCAUUCUCCCUCAGUACACGGCGGCGGCGACCUCAAUAUCUAUUGUAUCACCAGUAUUUAUUUCCUUGGAAUCUCGGGUCCUCUUCGAAGUGUGGUAUGUCCUACUACGGACGUUUACAGUGCCGGAUAUGUACGGGUCUCAAAUUUCCGCAGACGGCUCGGAUGGUCCAGACUCCCUCGUCAUCCCUACCCCGGACGACCUCUUUCGAAUUGAAAAGACGCUCUCCAUCCGGACAGUUGAGGCCAAGCUUCGGCCAACGGGUAAGAAAGCCGAGCAGCCCGUGGACGGACGGCGGGGACAUAAAUCCGAACCCGACCCGUCUGUAGGAGAUUACUUUGCCGAAGUCAUUCUUGACGGAGAAGUUCGCUCAAGGACGACGACAAAGUUUGGGACGAACAAGCCUUUCUGGCGCGAUGAGAGCGAGUUUGGCGGGCUACCCGCUGCACUCCCGGAGAUCUCGAUUGCUCUCAAGAGGAUGAAGUCGAAGUCUCAGCCUCAACCUCAGGUUCAUGGGUCGAAAUCUUCCGUUAGCGUUCAGACGCCGGAAGUUGUGUGGGAGGUCCUAUGUGGCAUUGUACACAUCCGCAUGGAUCAGCUGGAUCGCGGUAAGGAUGUGGAGAAUUGGUGGCCGGCAUUGAAUGAGAAGAAGGAAGUUAUCGGCGAGAUGCUGAUACGGGUGCGCCAUGAUGAGCUCGUUGUGUUACUGUUGAAGGAGUACAAGGCUCUAUCUGAUCUCUUGCAUAAGUUUACCACGGGGUUGACGCUGCAGAUGUCCCAAUAUGUGCCAUCCAAGCUCCGGUUCUUAGCGGAAACAUUGCUGGAUGUGUUCCAAGUCUCUGGGCAGGCUCAGCAGUGGCUGGUAUCUUUGGUAGAGGACGAGAUUGACGGGAUCAGCAAAGAAACGCCGGUUCAGCGUCUGAGGUUCAGUCGACGCAUGGGCUCGAACGAUUCGUUUGAUUCGGUCAGCGACAGAGAGGUACAACUCCGUGACAUGAACAAGUCUCUCACAGGCGAAGCCAAUCUCCUCUUUCGCGGCAACUCCCUCCUCACCCAAGCAUUGGACUUCCACAUGCGCCGCCUCGGAAAAGAAUACCUCGAAGACCUCCUCAGCGACAAAGUCCGCGAAAUCAACGCCAUGAAUCCCGACUGCGAAGUCGACCCCUCCCGUGUCGGAGCCAGCGAAGACCUAGACAGGAACUGGGCCACCCUCAACGCGCUCACCAGCGACAUCUGGGCCCAUAUCUCGGCCUCGCACAACCAAUGUCCCCCCGAACUACGCCAGAUCCUAAAAUACGUCCGCACCGUCGCCGAAGACCGCUACGGCAACUUCCUCCGAACCGCCCCCUACACCUCCGUCUCGGGCUUCCUCUUCCUCCGCUUCUUCUGCCCCUCCCUCUUGAACCCUAAACUCUUCGGCCUCCUCCGAGACCACCCCCACCCGCGCGCCCAACGCACCCUAACACUCAUCGCGAAAUCCCUCCAGGUCCUCGCCAACCUCUCUACCUUCGGCCAGAAGGAAGCUUGGAUGGAGCCUAUGAACCGUUUCCUCGCACAAAACCGUCAGAACGUAAAGGAUUUCAUCGACAACAUCUGCUCCAUCCCCGUGGACCGCCCGCGCACCCCCCCGCCAGCUUCCUACUCCACCCCCCUCGCCAUCCUCAAACGCCCCCCCAUGACCUCCCGCGAGGGCUUCCCCUCCCUCCCCUACCUCAUAGACGAAGCGCGCGCCUACGCCGCCCUCGUCCGCUUCUGGCUCGAAGCCGUCGCCAGCGACACCGCUCGCGUGGCCGAAUUCUCCGGCGACCUCCUCGCCUUCCACAACGAGUGCGUCGCGCUGCAAAAACGCGCAGACGAGUGUCUCCGCCGCGCCGAGGUGGAGGCGAAAGUCGAAGAGCCGCCGGAGCUGGAGUGGACUGAUAUCCUGAGGAGUUUGGAACGCAGUAGUGCGUUGGAUCAGCGGACGUUUACGGAGAAUGAUAUUGUGCCCCAUGCGGCGAAUUCGUAUCCGCAUGCUACGCCGAGAGAGGCCGCGAGGUGGAAUCGCAGCGAUGAUAGUACUAUUCCUGCUGUGCCGGGGUGGGUGGGCUCGGAGACGGGGAGUAGGGAGAGGAGAGAGCGGCAGACGUUUUGGGAGAGUACGUUUGGGAAGGAGAGUUCCCGUGCCCCACGCCCGCUGGCGGCUGAUGCGUUUGGCAGCUCCCUGGAUAUUGGAGCGGCGGGUGCGUCGCCGCCGACGGAACGGGGGGGGAGUAGGGAUGGGAAGGGCGGGAAGGGGUUUUUAAGUGGUGUGAGUGGGGUGUUGAGAAAAAAGGGAGGGGGAGAGAAGGAGAGAGAGAAAGAACGGGGAAAAGAACGCGCUAAGGCGGAGAAGGAGGCUGUUAAGGAGGAAGAGAGGGAAAAGGAGCGGGAGAAGGAGAGGGAGAGGAAGGAACGGCAUAUGAUUACGCGCGAGAGGAACGCUCAGGGGAGUGAGGAGAAGGGGAAGGGCGCUGCUGUGUGAGUGAGUGGUGGUGGGUUAGAGAGCGAUUUUGAGCAUUUGUCGAUUUCCUCCGUUUUGUAGGGGGGUUGAAAGGACCGGGACGAGCGAAUGAAGGGACGAUUGGGAGACACAAAGCAAGCAUUGCACGCAUACACACACUGCCGCGAAAUAUUAAUUAGUAGUUUUUAAUGGUCUGCGAAACAUGGGAAUGUGGUCUUUUUGUGUCUAUUUUGGGGGAGUGGCACUCGUUUUUUUAUUUGUGAAGAAUUUUUGAUGCGUGCACACAUCUUUGGUGGGAGGGGGGUGACUAUAGACAUAGAGAGGGGU